This is a messenger RNA of Mycosarcoma maydis (corn smut), 1701 nucleotides long. RefSeq lists its product as uncharacterized. The record is from RefSeq and is a predicted model, not a curated record. The transcript has a single exon. Lineage: Eukaryota; Fungi; Basidiomycota; Ustilaginomycetes; Ustilaginales. Bases 1 to 1701 code for a protein of 566 amino acids. Gene Ontology annotation, molecular function: monooxygenase activity; oxidoreductase activity, acting on paired donors, with incorporation or reduction of molecular oxygen; iron ion binding.
AUGGCACAGACAGCGAUGCAGUCGUUCGAACAGCAUCGUUUUCUGUGCAUCGCCGUUCUAUCCGUCGCCUCUCACCAUCUUAUCUUCCGUCACGUUGAGCUUUGGCCCAUGCAGCUUCUUGCUCUCACUACUGCCCUCUUCAGCAUCGAUGUCUCGCUUCGACACUCGGUCAAUAAAACAACGCUUUUCCCCGAUGCUGCCAAGCUCGCCUAUGUCGAUCUAGCUGUUUGGACGUUGGGUGUUCUCAUCAGCAUCGGCGUCUAUCGUCUCUUCUUCCACCGACUUCGUCACUUCCCUGGACCCAAGGCUUGGGCGGUCUCCAAAUUCGCUCUCAUGACCACCGACGCCAAAGGCCUUCGUCCGAGAGCCCUCGAAGAGGCUCACAAGAAGUACGGCGACGUUGUCAGGACAGGCCCUCGCGAGAUCUCGAUCAACGCUCCUACAGCUAUUGCCCCGAUCAUGGGUGCUAAGAGUUCUUUCUGGCGAGGUCCGUGGUACGAAGCCACUGCCGGCGCUCGUGGCGCACACGUCCCUCGCAAUCUGCACUCGGUCCUCAUCGAGUCAGACCACUCGGCGCGUCGCAAGAUCUGGGACGCUGCCUUCUCGGCCAAGGCACUCAAAGGCUACGAGACCAUCUUGGUCGACAACAUAGACAACAUGGUCAACCAGCUCGAAAAGCGUUCGCAGCGAAAGGAGACGGUCAACAUCGAUGACUAUUGCUCCUUCUACUCGUUUGAUGUCAUGUCGCAGGCCGGCUUCGCUGGUGACUUUGGCCUGCUCAACCACGGUCAACUGACACCCAUGAUCCAAGCCUUGGAGGAUUUCAUGUCGUUUGUCCAACUGGUUGGCAAUCUGCCUUACCUCGUCGAAGUUUUCGGGCUGCUGCCGAACCCCAUUGCCGAAUUCGACAAGUAUAUGACCAGGAUUGUGAUGGAGCGCAAAGCACGCAAAGAGGCGGUGCCGGACAUCAUGGGUCACUUACUGCACGAGGUCGAAACGGAAAAGGGAAAGAGCAGCAAACGACAAGAUGCCGAAGCAACGACGGAUGCGCGAUUGAUCAUCGUGGCCGGCAGCGACACUUCGUCGACUACGAUGGGAAUCGCCAUGUUCUUCCUGAUGGAGCAUCCCAAGAUCCUCGCCGACCUGCGUCAGGAGCUCUUGGAUGUGUUUGGUGACGACGCUUCCCUGCUUACCGACUUUGCUCGAAUGGACGACAAGACAUGCCCUCUGCUCAAUGCCGUCAUCAACGAGUCGCUCCGAAUUUUCCCUCCCGUCCCUACCGGCCUGCAGCGCGAAAGCACCUCGCCGGCCGUGGUCGAUGUGAAUGGACAGAAGGUCGUCAUCCCUGCCAACACGAUUGUUACGCUGCCCAUCUGGUCGCUCCAGCGAGAUGCUCGCAACUUUUCGCCCGAGCCACUGCGCUUCCGCCCAGAACGGUGGCUCCACCCGGAAAACGAGGAGCAUUUCAACAAAACCGCCUUUACACCCUUCUCGUUCGGAAAGACUUCGUGCGUGGGCAAGGUCCUGGCCUACAUGGAGAUUCGCCUUGUCAUCUCCAACCUCGUCCGACGAUUCGACUUUGUUCCCACAGGCAACUACGACGCGCAAAAAUUCCAGGACAGUCUAGUGGAUGCCUUUGUGACCAAGCGCAACCACAAGCUUCCGGUCCACGUCAAAGUGCGCAACCAUGUCGGACCUUGA